GUCUUCUGUACGAGUAUAUAGCACUUCGUAGUUGAAACACGUUAAAAUAUAUCCGUCCUUUAUUUUUGUUGCUAUUUUUCUCCAUUCGAUCGUUAGUUAGUUUCAUUCGACGUUUUUACAAGUAGGAAGGUGCAAAGGGGUAUAUAUAUAUAUAAAACAUCAUAGACGACAGUACAUAGUAGACGCGAAAAUGUUUCGCGUAGUUUGCUUUUGUUUCCUUUUACUCGCUACUGGUCUCGUCCAUGGCGAGAUCAAAAAUAAAGGAUGGUGGAAAAACGCCGUAUUCUAUCAAAUCUAUCCACGGAGUUUUAUGGAUUCGAAUGACGAUGGAGUUGGUGAUCUAAAAGGUAUUACAUCGAAAUUGGAACAUUUCGUUGACGCUGGAGUUCAAGGAAUAUGGCUUUCACCUAUUUAUGCGAGUCCAAUGGUUGAUUUUGGUUAUGAUAUAUCAGAUUUCAAAGCUAUACAUCCAGAGUUUGGUACAAUGAAGGAUUUCGAAGCAUUGGUAGAAAAAUCGAAACGACUUGGAAUAAAAGUAAUUCUCGAUCUCGUACCAAAUCAUACAUCCGACAAGCACGAGUGGUUCCAAAAGUACCUUGCAGGGGAGAAAAAAUAUAAAGAUUAUUAUAUUUGGAGAAAAGGAAGAAAGGAUGAUGGAGUUACACCACCGAAUAAUUGGAUAAGCCUGUUCAGUGGUCCUGCGUGGACUUACAAUGCAACGUUGAAGGAAUGGUAUUUCCAUCAAUUCGAGUACAGACAACCAGACUUAAAUUACAGUAAUCCAGAAGUGCGAGCUGAAAUGGAAGACGUCAUUCGAUUCUGGUUACGUAAAGGCAUAGAUGGUUUUCGAAUAGAUGCCGUUCCUCAUCUCUUCGAAAGAGAAGAUCUCCGUGAUGAACCCAGAAGUUCUGAUUUAAGUGCUACCAAUCGUGAUUACACUUAUUUAGACCAUAUUUAUACCAAAGACGAUCCACGAACCUAUGAACUCGUAAAAAGUUGGAGAAAGGUUAUUGAUGAUUAUUCCGAUGCCAAUAACGAGGAUGAGAAGGUGGUGAUGACCGAAGCUUACACUUCUCUAGAAAAUACUACGAAAUAUUAUCAUUACGGCUCUCACAUACCAUUCAAUUUCAAACUGAUCACCGAUGUGAAUCAUAAUUCGACUGCGUCAGAUUUUAAGAAUAUCAUCGAGGCAUGGAUGGCACAAACUCCAAGCACUGGAAGUGCCAAUUGGGUGUUGGGAAAUCAUGAUCGAAGUCGUACCCCGUCACGUUAUCCAAAAAGAGAAUUUCAAAUGGCUAUGCUACCAAUGAUCUUGCCUGGUGUUGCCGUUACUUAUUACGGAGAAGAAAUUGGAAUGGUUGAUAAGAGUGACAUAUCGUGGGAGGAUACACAGGAUCCGCAAGCUUGUAAUGCCGGAAAGGAAAAAUAUCAAAGUCGAUCUCGUGAUCCAUAUCGCACACCUUUCCAAUGGGACAGUAGUAAAAAUGCCGGAUUCAGUAACGGUAAUCGAACGUGGCUUCCUAUUCAUGAAAAUUAUAAAGUAUUGAAUUUGGAAAAUCAAAAAAAUGCGACACGGCAGUCACUUUAUAAGGCAUAUCGAUCGUUGAUUCAAUUGCGCAAAACAUCACGUGCACUAAAGGAAGGAGUAUUGAAAACAAUGGUAGUGGAAUUCAACAUAGGUUAUUGUAAAAAUUGCGAAAUGUUAAUUAUCAGCCGAGAAGCUCUUGGAGAGACAGUGACUUUGUUUAUGAGUUUCUCUCCAGUGAUAACUCUUGGGGUAAAUUUGAAAGAACACAUGACACUUUACAAAAAUACGUUUGUCGAAGUCGAUGCGUAUGAAACCACGAGAUAUAAGCCGUCUUACAUGUAUAUAUUCCUUCCACCUUGGCAGGGAGUGGUUGUAUCAUCUAGCAAUUAGAUUCGGAAUCGACAAAUUGCAAUAGGAUUUGGAAAUGUAAUGGAAGAGCAUAAAUAUUCUUAAAUUUCAAUGAGGGAAUUUUAUGUAAUAUUCUUUUGACUAUAUAA
Molecule: messenger RNA, 2025 nt
Organism: Vespa velutina
Lineage: Eukaryota; Metazoa; Arthropoda; Insecta; Hymenoptera; Vespidae
Product: maltase 1-like
Exons: 9
Coding region: 191-1918 (575 amino acids)
Biological process (GO): carbohydrate metabolic process
Source: RefSeq, a predicted model, not a curated record